Notolabrus celidotus (New Zealand spotty) is the source of this 4284-nucleotide messenger RNA. RefSeq names its product serine/threonine-protein kinase N2-like. Gene Ontology annotation, molecular function: ATP binding; protein serine/threonine kinase activity. The transcript is spliced from 20 exons. Lineage: Eukaryota; Metazoa; Chordata; Actinopteri; Labriformes; Labridae. Gene Ontology annotation, biological process: protein phosphorylation; signal transduction. The coding region runs from base 222 to 2591 and encodes 789 amino acids. The record is from RefSeq and is a predicted model, not a curated record.
GACAGGCUGUCUGAACCAGGUCUCAAGAUGUAGGAGCUGCAGCAGAAGAGCCCUCAGUCAGAGUGUUUGUGAACGCAGCAUCACAUCAGGGGACCUGUGUUUCAAGGAUAGUGAAGGUGGAGAGGCGCAACCCGAGAAGCCUCCCCCCUCCACCUGCACAGAGGAUGAGAAAAUAGCCCUUAUUCAGCAAGGAGUGAGAGCAUCAUCGUCCGGAGGAUCAGAUGUUGUCCACGGCUCAGCAGAUGCUGCAGGAUAGCCGCUCCAAGAUCGAGCUGAUCCGAAUGCAGAUUAUCAAAGUCACCCAGGCUGGCAGCAGUGGCGGCGGCGGCGGCGGCGGUGGAGGUGGAGAUGAUUGUGGCGGCGACCAUGACAGCUCCACUACACAUGGAGGGAUCUCGCCGCUCGCCAUCAGUCCCGUGGACGCUCGCUUGGCAGAGCUGCAGCACUACAUGCAGAGAGAGAGCGACGUGCUGGAGCUGGCCAAAGAUGUGGUGAAGCAGCUGGAGGGGAUCUCCUCGCUGGACCAGACGGCACUGGCUGAGGCUCAGUCCCGGGUGCAGGAGUCCUCCCAGAAGCUGGAUCUUCUGCGUCUGUCUCUGGAGAAGUGUCUGAAGGAGAAGAAGCAGGAGCCGCCUCCGCAGCCGCCUGCAGGAGGAGUCGAGCCCUCGAACGGACCCCCGUCUCCUCAGAACUCCAGUCCUGUGUGUCGCCUGUCCUCCUCCCCGUCCAUCUUCUCCAUCAGACCUGCUUCUCUGACAGGGAAACUUGAAGUGAGACUUCUUGGAUGUGAGGAUUUAUCAGAACUUCAGACGAACCCGGAGCAGAGUCCAAAUGAGGACAGAUCCCCCUCCGCUCAGAGGACGGAUGGACGCUCGGCGGAGGUCAGCGCGGUGCUCAGACUCGACACCCGGGUGGUCGGUCGGACUCGCUGUGCGGCCGUCGGCAAACCGAGCUGGGACGAGACGUUCUGCGUCCAGCUGGAGAGGUCUCGGGAGCUGGAGAUCGGAGUCUACCGGGGGGAGCGGAGGGAGAUGUGUGCCGUUAAGUUCCUCCGACUGGAAGAGCUGAUGGAGAACCAGAACCCAGACCAGGAGUUCAGACUGGAGCCGCAGGGCGUCCUGCACGCCGAGCUUCGAUUCAUCGACGCUGUGGUUGAGCGGCAGCCGAAGCUGAGGCGUCAGAGAUGCAUCUUCACUAAAGAGAGAGGUAAAAACUUCCUGAGAGCCGCUCAGAUGAACAUGAACUUUGCCACGUGGGGUCACCUGAUGAUGAACAUCCUCCCUCGAUACAGCUCCUUCACCACCUUCAGCUCGUCCCUCUCCACGACCCCCGACCCCGGGGUGGACAGCAGCUCACGCCCCUCAGAGAGAGAGCCUCAAACCAACUCUGCACUGCCAAGUGAAGUUCCAGUUAUCACAAUCAGCCUCAUUGAGGACCAGAAGACUCCCACCAGCCUCGACCAGGGAGACCACACCUCCGCCAUCAUCGCCACGGAUCACAGAACCUCGCCUGCGCUCGCAUCGCAAGAAACACUGUCGUCCAUGAACAGCUCAGAGGGAAGUGAGGAUCCACUCGUAUCGUCUCCAAAGAUGCAGGUGGAUGACUUCAGAUACAUUUCAGUUCUGGGUCGAGGACACUUUGGGAAGGUUCUCCUCGCUGAGUUCAAGAAAACAGGGAAACUGUACGCCAUCAAAGCCUUGAAGAAGAAAGACAUCGUGACCCGGGAUGAAGUGGACAGCCUGAUGAGCGAGAAGAGGAUCUUUGAGAUGAUCAACGCCUCCAGACAUCCGUUCCUGGUGAACCUCCACGGCUGCUUCCAGACCGGGGAUCACGUCUGCUUCGUCAUGGAGUACUUACCGGGCGGAGACCUCAUGAUCCACAUCCACAACGACGUCUUCUCUGAGGCUCAGACCAGGUUUUACUCAGCGUGUGUCGUGCUCGGGUUAGAGUUCCUCCAUCUGAAUAAAAUCAUCUACAGAGACCUGAAGCUGGACAACCUGCUGAUGGACGCAGACGGGUUCGUGAAGAUCACAGACUUUGGACUUUGUAAAGAAGGGAUGGGUCACGGGGACCGGACCUCGACUUUCUGCGGCACUCCAGAGUUUUUGGCUCCAGAGGUCCUGACAGACGAUAACUACACCCGGGCCGUGGACUGGUGGGGGAUGGGCGUCCUGAUCUACGAGAUGCUCGUGGGAGAGUCUCCGUUCCCCGGUGAGGAUGAGGAGGAGGUGUUCGACAGCAUCGUGAAUGAUGACGUUCAGUACCCAGCGUCUCUUCCUCCUGACGUCGUCUCCAUCGUGCAGAAGCUGCUGAAGAAGAAUCCUCUGAAGAGACUCGGAGCCGGAGAGAGGGACGCCAAUGAGGUCAAAGGAGACUCAUACUACGAGAUCAUCGACUGGGAAGCUCUCCUCGCCAAGAAGCUCAAACCUCCGUUCCUCCCGUCCAUCAAGGAGUCGGUGGACGUCAGUAACUUCGACAGCGACUUCACUCGCCUCCAGCCCGUCCUGUCGCCGCCGUCCAAACCCUUCGUCCUCUCCGCCGAGCAGCAGGAAGCCUUCGUGGACUUCGACUUCUGCGCCCUGCACGGAUGAGAGGCGGGCUGGAGAGAGAGAGAGAGAGAGCGGGGUGGGAAACAGACCAGGCUUUAAAUUUUCAUUUAGAGGAAAGAAGUCUGACCUUUGAGGGGACAGGGUGAAGUCAGGAAUCCAGGAUCAGGUAAUCCAGUCUGCUGCUUCACUGAAAACUGGAUCAACGUGAUCCAGAUAGAGAUUACCAAAUCCAGAUCACUGCAUACAUGUUCAUGUUCUCAAACUGGAGGUUUAAACCCGAUACACACUGAGACUGGAUUACCUGAUCCGGUCUGACGUCAGGACCUUUUGUUUUCCUUCUUUUGAGCUUUAAUCCAGUCAGACUACUGAACAACAUCCGGGGCCAGGAGCAGGACAAACCAUCCUCCCUGACUGAAGUUUCCCACCCUCGUCUUUCCGUCUCUUCCAAAUCAAACUCUUUAUUAUUUCCUGCAGCUCGAUGACUCCGAUCAGAGUUCUUCAUCCGACCACACGGCUGAUUUGUGACUGUUGUCACCGGUUAUCUGACGGACCGUCGGACGUGGAUCAAAUAAUGAGGCAGCGUCUUCUCUUUAGUUUCUAACAGAGCGAGGACAGAGACUGUGAGGAUCAUAAUCUCUGAGGAGAGGAAGGAUCCUCAGAAACACCUGAUCCUGGAUUCAGAGUUUUAUUAUGAGCUUAGAUUAAACUGGAGGUUGUACAGACAGAUUUAAACAAUGUGAAACAGGAUGCUUUAAGAGGUUAGCAUCUCUUCCUCCUUCUUCUUCUUCUUCUCUCUUUAAAGUUUAACUCUGAUUCUCCAUUGAAAUGUUAAAAUCUCUUGAUCAGAUAUUUGAAAUCAUUGAUUAUUGAUGUCAGCAUCGAUAAUCUGGAUUAAUCCGGCUUCACCUCUGCAGUGAUUUCAGCUCAGUUAUAAGCGAAGUAGCUGCUGAUGUCAUUAUGCUAAUGCUAACAGCUACAUCUUGCUGUAACUGGAUGUUAAAAAGAGGACAGGAUAGUUUGAGGUAGAGCUCAUCCACUCUAGGUAAGGCUGUACGCUCCACCUCCCCCUAAAUCCACCCCUUUAAUGAUGGAAGAGAGAUUAGAGAGGAUGGAGAGAACAGUGUGAAGAGAGGUGUUAGAAAGAGGACAGGGAAGGCGGAGCCAGAAGCGUAUUUGGGCUAGAGCUUAAUCCUGCAAGGUUUGGCUGUACGCUCUACCUCCCCCUGUUCCCCAAUUUUCAAGAGGAAAGAGAAAAAAUAAGAGGAAAGGAGAGAGAUCAAGGAAAGCUGAGCCAGGGUUAGAAGCCUGUUGGGGUUUGAGCUCACCACAACCAGGUUUGGCUGUACGCUCUACCUCCCCCUACUGUCCUUCUUUAGAAAGAAAGGAGAGAACAGAGUGAAGAGUGUGUAGAGAGGUGUUAGAAAGAAGACAGGGAAGGCAGAGCCAGAGCAGGAAGCGUAUUCAUGCUAGAGCUCACUUCUGCAAAUUUAGGCUGUACGCUCUACCUCCCCCUGCUCCCCAAUUAUAGUGAAGGAAGAGAGAAGGUGGAGAUGAAGAGUGUGUAGAAAGGUGUUAGGAUCAGAACAGGGAAGGCAGAUCCAGAGCCAGAAGUCUGGGCUACAGCUCAGCCCUACUAGGUACAGCUGUACGCUCUACCUCCCCCUCAAUCCACCACUUUAAUGAGGAAAGAGAGGAGAGGAGAAAAAGAAGAAACAAGAGGUGAGGCUGAAGAAAA